Molecule: messenger RNA, 1518 nt
Organism: Polistes dominula (European paper wasp)
Lineage: Eukaryota; Metazoa; Arthropoda; Insecta; Hymenoptera; Vespidae
Product: galactokinase
Biological process (GO): galactose metabolic process; carbohydrate phosphorylation
Cellular component (GO): cytosol; cytoplasm
Molecular function (GO): galactokinase activity; ATP binding
Source: RefSeq, a predicted model, not a curated record
AUUAACCGCUGAAAAUCAAGCGAUACCAAGCAUACAUCGAUUGUAUCGAUUAAUUCGUGAAUCAAUUAUCGAUCAUUAUCGACAGUAAUCGUUUAUAAGAGAAUCGCUAUUGACCUUGUAUCAUUUUAAGGUGAAUUGUGAAAGGAGCCCUUGGUUCUUAGUAAAAUCAACCGCGAAACACGAACGUUUUAAACGUUCAAAUAUCGAUCAAGUAAGAAAAAGAUAUUUAUUAAUAAGUAAAGAUAAAAUUAGGAAUAUAUAAAAUACGAGUGAUUUGUAAAAGAAAAAGAAAGAGAAAAAAUGGCAACCAUAGUUCUAGAUGCAAAAGACGUUAAAGCGAAUGCUUUGAAAGCUUUUGCCCAAGAAUUUGGUGUCGAAGCGACAAUUUGUGCUUGUGCGCCUGGUCGUGUAAAUUUAAUCGGUGAACAUACGGAUUACAAUGAAGGAUUUGUAUUGCCAAUGGCGUUACCUAUGGUCACAAUAAUAGCUGGAAGACCAAAUGAUAGGAAAGAAUGUAAGAUUAUUUCUCUUAAUGAAAAUAUUGGUUCAUUACGUCAAGUUGAAUUUGAUGUUAGUGUUAAAAAAAAUAUAAAAACAGGAGAACCCAAGUGGGCUAAUUAUGUAAAAGGAUGUAUUGCGUAUUUUCCAUAUGAUUUGUCAGGUUUUGAUGCCGUAAUAAUCUCAACAGUACCAAUUGGAGCAGGUUUAAGUAGUUCUGCUGCUCUAGAAGUAGCAACUUAUACAUUUCUUGAAGUAAUGAGCGGUCAUAAGUUGGAAAAACCUGAAGACAAGGCCUUGGCAUGCCAACGAAUAGAACAUGAUUUUGCUGGGGUACCAUGUGGUGUAAUGGAUCAGUUCAUUUCUGUGAUGGGAAAGGAAGGUUGUGCACUUCUUUUAGAUUGUAAAGAUCUUUCAACCAAGCAUAUACCUAUGAAACAUAUAAAUAAUUAUGUUUUUCUAAUUACAAACUCAAAUGCACCUCACAAACUAAGUAGUAGUGCUUAUUGCAAACGCAGAGAUUGUUGUUACGAGGCUGUAAAGAAGCUUAAUAUAAAGAGCUUAAGAGAAGCGACGCUAGAUAGUAUUGAAGUAUUAAAAUCACAGAAUGCUUCUGAGGAGAUGUUGAAAAGAGUUCGUCAUGUAGUCAGUGAAAUUCAAAGAACAAUUAAUGCUACAGUUGCUCUUGAAAAUGGUGAUUUCGUACAGUUUGGUCGUUUAAUGAAUGAAAGUCAUGAAUCUUUACGAAAUGAUUAUGAAGUUUCUUCCAAAGAACUUGAUAUUUUGGUAGCUGCAGCUAGAGAAGUUAAUGGUGUUUUAGGAAGUCGUCUAACUGGGGCAGGUUUCGGCGGUUGCACUGUUACUUUAUUAGAAAAAAAAGCAAUUGAUAAUGUUAUUCAAAAUAUAAAAGCAAAGUAUACUGGAACUCCAUCCUUUUAUAUUGCAAUCCCAGCUGAUGGAGCAAGAGAAAUGAAUAUAAACUAUUAAAUGAAAAUGGAAUUCGGAAAAUAAGAUAUGUAA